UGCAGCCCCCAAAGGUCUGUUACGACUACGUACUCAUUAGAGACGGAAGUCAUUGAAAUCUUCGACCGGACGCAUUUUACACUCGCAACAAGUUUCCGCUUCGUGCUUUGCUGCUUUCCAUCAAGAGUAUCCUGGAUAAUUUAACACUGCUUUGACAUUUGCACCGCAAAAACAAGUCACGUUAUUCAGUAGAUCGUCUAAAAUUUAUGUAAUAUAUCGCGUAGGUACACAGUUCUUAAUUUCUCACGCUACAUGCGCCAUCCAGCGAAUAGUAUGAUGUUCCUCUUUCGCCAUCGGAAUUUACUGGUAAAUAUCCCGCAGGAAGUAUUUCGUCGUCCUCUCUCGACUUCUGCAGAUAAAUCCCUUUUGUUAAAACUACGAAAAGAUACCGGGUUGUCUUUCGCCGUAUGUAGAGACGCCCUAUUGAAGAACGCCAACGAUUACAAUCAAGCUUUAACAUGGCUCAACGAAGAGGCUGUUCGUAGAGGUUGGGCAAAAGCAGGAAGGCUUUCAAACCGUCUUCUAUCACAAGGGCUUCUCGGUGUACUUUCUGACAAGUCAUGUGCUGUAAUAGUGGAGGUUAACUGCGAGACCGACUUCGUCGCAAGGAAUGACCAAUUUCAAAAUCUUGUCGCAUCUAUCACUGAAACUGUGAUGGCCAGCUUCACAAAAGACCUUCACAAAGACCACUGGACAUCCGAAGAUGUGGGUUCCCUGAUUAUCCCACAAUCUUUACUCAGCAUAAAUGACUCUGUCGCAUCUGUGGUCGGCGCGAUCGGAGAGAAAAUCGCUGUUCGUAGGGCUUUCGGUUUGAGUGCGGUUGAUCUGGAUUCUACCAGCCGUCUCGCAACAUACUCCCAUAUCAGUAGCACAGGCGUCAAAUCUGCUAUUCGAGAUGUCAGGUUUGGAAAGUACGCCGCCGCUGUUCGUUAUCGUCCCGUUGGAGAACAGCUCCCGACUUCGGCGUGGCACGAGCGCGCGGCUCGUUUGGGUAGACAGUUGUGUCAACAUAUCGUCGGCAUGAAUCCCCGACCUGGUCUGGAACUUACCGAACCUGCAAGCGAUCCUGAAGAAGAGCAGUGCUUACUACUGCAGCCAUUCUUUUUAGAUGAAAGCGUUCGCGUGAUGGAUCACCUAGCUCGAAACGACAUGAUCUUGGAGGAUUUUAUUCGUGUUGAAUGUGGCCAGUCGGUGGAUGAUGCUUCUGUUACUGUCUCAGCCAUGUCAUCAUAACGCGUCGGCAAGGAGCUAUUUUGCACUUCUUUGGAAGUUGCUUGGUACCGAUGCUUCACUAACGGAAUACUACCUCCGGUUAUUCCAUCCUAUCUAGUCUUGCGGCUCUAUUGCUAGGAAACUCAGUUUGUGUUAAAUUCGUAUUGUGUAAAUAGUUUGCUUUUGUCAAUACAGCACGUGGUAUGAUCAAAAUUAUAUAAACUUUUUCUGUCUGUUGUUCCCGCAGUAUCGAGAUGACUCCUAAAUAUGGAAUUCCUCUUUAUGAUCAUCGGUUGUCUUAAAACCCUUUAUGCCCUAAUGAUUUAGCAGUAUGGUUUUUGGGUUUCGCCACUUUGUUCGAUUGACCUGACCACUCUGGGCACUGCGUGACUACUGCCCACCAUAUAUUUACCACCGCCUCCUCAGUUCCCCUCUCUGUCCAUGUCUGCUUUAUAUUGAGAUUAUUACCUCAUUUCCACCAAACCGUUGCCAUUUGCGCUUGAUGGUAGCCGCCCGUUGUCAGUCCGCAUAUACCAGCUUUGUAUUUGCUAGUUCUGCUACUCGUCAGGUGUGUGCGGUAUUGAAAUGCUUUAUCUGUGUUUUUUUUUGAGAAAUCAUUUUUCUUCCUCUGUCGUCAAGGUUGUAUUCUCACCCUCGGUUUCCAUUCACCCAUAUGUAAAGCCA
Molecule: messenger RNA, 1896 nt
Organism: Dicrocoelium dendriticum
Lineage: Eukaryota; Metazoa; Platyhelminthes; Trematoda; Plagiorchiida; Dicrocoeliidae
Source: the annotation of a GenBank genome assembly